ACGUGACCUAAUAGGUGUCAUAUGAGAAGCAGUUGUUUGGGCUGGAGAAGGAGAGCCAGUGCGUCUGUAUGGAGUUCACAACUUCUUCCUAAACACACCUGUCUGACUCGUGAGCUGAGGGAUCAGCGCUGAUCACGCCGUGUAAAGGAAGCCCUCGGCUCUGAGAGAAAAUGGCUGCCGCGGUGAACGGGGAGAAGCCUCUUCCUCCCAGCAGCGUCUUUGACCUGGACUACAGCUCCACAUCUGUACAGCUGCAGCUCAUCGGCCUCGGCUUCGGCUUCUACACCCUCAUCUUCCUCCUGUCUCACUUCCUGUCUGUCCUGCUGUCCCAGACCUACCGCUGUCUGUCCGCUAAAGAGAAGGUGUUCUGGUGUUUGGCGGCGACGCGGGCUUUCUUCGGCUUGCAGAGCUCGGGGGCGGGGUUACGGGCGCUGAUGGAGGACGGCCCCUUGUUCAGCGAUAAGGUGCGCGGGCAGACGGGCUGGUCGUGGUUCACCGUGCUGACGGCGUGCGGGUUCUUCACGUUUGAGAACGUGGCGCUGCACAGCUCCAACCUGGUGUUCCGCUCCUUCGACGUUCCGCUCGCCGUCCAUCACGCCUUCGCCCUGGCCGGCUUCAGCGGGACCGCGCUGUGUGGGGACAUGGGACACUUCCUGGCCGUCAUCACGCUGCUGCUGGAGAUGAGCACGCCCUUCACCUGCAUCUCCUGGAUGCUGCUCAAGGCGGGUUGGUCUCGUACUCUGUUGUGGAGGGUGAAUCAGUGGUUGAUGAUCCACACGUUCCACUGCCGCAUGGUGCUGACGUACUACAUGUGGUGGGUGAGUUGGAGUAACUGGUCUGAGCUGUAUGUUCACACUCCUCUGCCUCAGCUCCUCAUCUUCUUCAUCGGCCUGGCGCUCCUCACGCUCAUCAUCAAUCCCCUGUGGACACACAAGAAGACCAUGCAGCUCCUCAACCCCGUCGACUGGAACUUCAGCAACAAGCCGGCGCCUGAGAACGGUCCUGCGGGGGGCAAAGCCCACAGGAGCUGAGCUCACACACCCCGCGAGAGACGCCCGCUGAGGGACGCCCGCUGAGGGACGCCGAGGGACACACACGGCGAUAUUACUGAACAGUGUUCCACUGCUUCUGUUAUUUUUAUAGGUUUGGGCUUUUGAUGAUGGUUCAUGGAAGAGAGAUAGUAAGCGUAGGUAUUUUUAAAAUGUUUUCAAUCACAGAAGCAGUUGAAGAAACUGAAAGUAUUUGUAAGAAAGUAUUUGUCUCCCUUUAUUCAGUUUUUGAACAUUUAACACAUUGAUUUGCCCAACAAGGUGACUUUAAAUGUUAAAUGAACAAUUUGGCAAAAAUAUCAAAUGUAUUCACAAUUUUUCUAAAUGUAUCAUCAUUUGUCCUAUGAGACUGACAAGACAUGGAAGUCUUCUCCAACAUUCGUAUUUAUUUACAUAUUUAAGGUCAAAGUGUAACUAUAUUUCCAUAUGGGUCCAUAUAGGGGUGUGUGUGUAUGUAUGUAUAUACAGUCAGGUCCAUAAAUAUUGGGACAUCGACACAGUUCUAACAUUUUUGGCUCUAUACACCACCACAAUGGAUUUCAAAUGAAACGAACAAGAUGUGCUUUAACUGCAGACUGUCAGCUUUAAUUUGAGGGUAUUUCUAACAAUUCUAACAAUUGUGUCGAUGACCUGACUAUAUAUAUAUAUAUAU
This is a messenger RNA of Pangasianodon hypophthalmus (striped catfish), 1701 nucleotides long. It is a transcript of the gene cln8, whose product is annotated as CLN8 transmembrane ER and ERGIC protein. Lineage: Eukaryota; Metazoa; Chordata; Actinopteri; Siluriformes; Pangasiidae. Gene Ontology annotation, cellular component: endoplasmic reticulum; membrane. Gene Ontology annotation, biological process: lipid homeostasis. The coding region runs from base 171 to 1031 and encodes 286 amino acids. The transcript has 4 exons. The record is from RefSeq and is a predicted model, not a curated record.